Molecule: messenger RNA, 3451 nt
Organism: Aricia agestis (brown argus)
Lineage: Eukaryota; Metazoa; Arthropoda; Insecta; Lepidoptera; Lycaenidae
Product: atrial natriuretic peptide receptor 1
Exons: 22
Coding region: 49-3312 (1087 amino acids)
Biological process (GO): intracellular signal transduction; receptor guanylyl cyclase signaling pathway; protein phosphorylation
Cellular component (GO): membrane
Molecular function (GO): protein kinase activity; guanylate cyclase activity; peptide receptor activity
Source: RefSeq, a predicted model, not a curated record
UGGAGGCUGUGUCUGUCUGAGCUGACGGUGUACAAGGUUGGAGUCCUGAUGGCGUCUCGCCUGGACUCGCCGUUCGACUUGGAGCGCUGCGGGCCAGCUGUGGACCUGGCUCUGGACAAGAUCAACGAGAAAUUCCUCGCGCACCACAAUGUUGAGCUCCAGAAGGUUCAGGGAAGCUAUCCAUCCUGCUCUGGCGCCAUCGCCCCCGGACUAGCAGCUGACAUGCACUUCAAGGAUGACGUCAUAGCCUUCAUUGGACCGGCCUGCGCCUUCGCCCUGGAGCCCGUAGCGAGACUGGCCGCGUAUUGGAACACACCCAUUAUAACCGGCAUGGGAGAUCAGCCACCUUCGGAAGGUGAGCUCGCCGCGCCAGCGAGCGUCGUCAGCCGCAUGCAUCGACUCAGAAACUUGAAGAAGGGCUCCGAGCCUCAAACCCUGUUCAACGACAAGGGCAAGUACCCGACGCUGACGCGCAUGUCGUACUGUCAGUGCCGGCUGCCGCGCGUCUUCACCAGCGUGUUCGAGCGGUUCGGUUGGGCGCAUGUCGCGUUGCUGCUGGAUAAGUCCGACUUGUUCUCGCUUACUGUAGGUAAGAGCCUGGAGUGGGGUCUCCGGAAGAAGGGUGUGCUGAAGGCGGUCCGGGAGCUGGACGGCAACGAGCGGGAGUCCUGCGAGGCGCUGCUCAGAGACGUCAGCAUGUACGCAAGAGUGGUGAUACUGAGCGUGCGCGGGUCGCUGGUGCGCGAGUUCAUGCUUGCGGCGCACUCGCUCGACAUGACGCGCGGCGACUACGCCUUUCUCGACGUCGAGAUAUUCCAGGGCGGGUACUGGGGCGAAACCGGGUGGGCCACAGGCGAUGAUCGCGACGCGGCAGCGCGCGCAGCGUAUGAGGCGUUGCUGCGAGUGUCGUUGAAGCUGCCCACAGGCGACCGCUUUGACGAGUUCGCCGACACCGUGCGACUGCGGGCCCGACAUCACUACAACUACACCUUUUCGGAUGGGGAAGAGGUGAAUUUCUUUAUCGGCGCGUUCUACGAUGGCGUUUACCUGCUGGGUAUGGCGCUGAACGAGACCCUGACCGAGCAGGGUGAUCUGAGGGACGGCAGGAGCAUCACUAGACGAAUGUGGGGGAGGGACUUUCAUGGUAUAACUGGCCACGUGCGUAUAGAUGAGAACGGUGACAGAGACGCGGACUACGCGAUACUGGACCUAGAUCCCGUUACUGGGAAAUUUGAAGUGGUGGCGUUCUACCAUGGCCUCAACAGCAGCUACAAGGCGGUAGCGGGCAAGGCGAUCCACUGGCCGGGCGGCCGCCGCGAGCCCCCGCCUGACAAGCCGCGCUGCGGGUUCCUCGGCAACGACCCGAUUUGCCAGGGAGAAGCCCAGACCGUUAUAAUAUACUGUUUUAUCGGUCUGGCGGUUUUCUUGACGUUCGCUGUAACAGGGGCCUGUGUCGCCUACAAGCAAGUGCGUAUAGACGCGGAGCUGAACAAUACGAGAUGGCGCGUGCGGCCGGAGGAGGUACUAGUGGAGGUGGGCGCCGGUCUAGGCACCAGCCCCGCGCUGCACAGCAUCAAUGAGGUGCUCAAGCUAUCCCUGGGUUGGAACACCCGCAACGGUUCCGGCACACCUAGCAUCCCUUCGCUGACGCUGUCGUCUUUUACCGUUGGGCUGUACAAGGGCAACAGAGUCGCUGUGAAGAAGAUACACAGGAAGAAGCUGGAUCUCAACAAGAAAUUGUUGUGGGAGAUCAAACAGGCGCGCAACGUUUCCCACGAGAACACAGCUCGCUUCAUUGGCGCGUGCGUCGACUGCCCACUAGUGUUUGUGCUGACGGAGUACUGCCCUAAGGGCUCUCUCAAGGACGUCCUAGCCAAUGAUGAGCUGCAGUUAGACUGGAACUUCCGGACGUCGCUGGUGCAUGAUAUUGUCCAGGGAAUGUGCUACUUACACAGCGGGUUCGGUGCGCACGGCAAGCUGCGUUCGUCCAACUGCCUCAUAGACGGCCGAUUCGUGCUGAAGAUCUCAGACUACGGCCUCAAUACCUUGUGCACUCCUACCGAUCUCAUCAAGGAUGAUGCGUACUACUACAAGUUGCUGUGGACGGCUCCGGAGCUGGUGGCUGGCAGCGUGUACCCUGGUGGAGUAGCGUCGCUCAAGGGCGACGUGUACAGCUUCGGUGUCAUACUGGAGGAGAUAGUCUCGCGCGCGGGACCCUUCCAUAAUUAUACCAAUACUAUGUCUUUUAAAGAGAUUGUAUCCCGCGUUUGCGGCCGCGAGUCACCGCCGUUUCGGCCUGCGGCACCGGAGGCGGGCGAGGCGGGCGCGGGGGGUGGCGCCGCGGGGGAGCUGCUGCAGCUCGCCGCGCGCUGCUGGGCUGAAAGUCCUGAUGAUAGACCCACCUUCGACACCAUCAAUACCAGCUACAUCAGGGGCUACUGUGACAAUCUCAUGGACGACUUGCUCCGCCGUAUGGAACAGUACGCCAACAAUCUAGAGUCGUUAGUGGAGGAGAAGACAGAACAACUGUCGCUGGAGAAGCGAAGAUCGGAGGAGCUGCUCUAUCAGGUGUUACCAAGGCCAGUAGCAGAACAACUUAUGGCUGGCGAGGUAGUCCAGCCUGAAAGUUUUGAAUGCGUGACCGUCUACUUCAGCGAUAUCGUCGGCUUCACGGAGUUAUGUGCUGCGUCCACUCCCAUGCAAGUGGUCGAUUUGCUCAAUGAUCUGUACAGUACGUUCGACAGGAUUAUCGGAUUCUAUGAUGUUUAUAAGGUGGAGACUAUAGGCGACGCGUACAUGGUUGUGUCGGGUCUGCCGGAGCGUAACGGCGACCAGCACGCGCGCGAGAUCUGCCUCAUGGCGCUGGCCGUCGUCGACGCCGUGCGCGGCUUCGUUGUGCGCCACCGCCCCGCACAUAGACUCGAGGUUCGAGUGGGUGUGCACUCUGGGCCGGUGUGCGCGGGAGUGGUGGGUGUGAAGAUGCCGCACUACUGCCUCUUCGGUGACACUGUCAAUACUGCCAGCCGCAUGGAGUCUACCGGACAACCUCUACGCAUCCACCUAUCGGAAAGUACUCGCGCGUUACUCGACCAAUGGGGGACCUUCGUGGUGGAGAGACGGGGGGAAGUGGAACUAAAGGGUCGAGGACGUAUGCUGACGCACUGGCUGCUGCACUGCUCGGAGGAGUCGCGGCCGCUGGCGCAGAGCCCCCAGCCGCUGCAGUACCCGAUACUGUUCCCCACUCUCCCCCAGCCCAUGAUACAUACGCCAUAUUUGGUGGUGGAGCCUACUAUACCGACUUUGGCUGCUUAGGGGUGAGAUAACAUAAAGAUAUAUUGUCACCCAUUCUUCUUUAGCUCAUGUACCAUCAAAGAAGUUGUUCUAUAGAUAACAGAUGACUAACUUCACUUCGUCGUGUUAUAUCUGACCUAGUAGACCGAUCUUUAUUGGU